This is a messenger RNA of Jaculus jaculus (lesser Egyptian jerboa), 3069 nucleotides long. Its product is annotated as G2/mitotic-specific cyclin-B3-like. Bases 1 to 3069 code for a protein of 1022 amino acids. Gene Ontology annotation, cellular component: cytoplasm; cyclin-dependent protein kinase holoenzyme complex; nucleus. The transcript is spliced from 10 exons. Lineage: Eukaryota; Metazoa; Chordata; Mammalia; Rodentia; Dipodidae. Gene Ontology annotation, biological process: regulation of cyclin-dependent protein serine/threonine kinase activity; mitotic cell cycle phase transition. The record is from RefSeq and is a predicted model, not a curated record. Gene Ontology annotation, molecular function: cyclin-dependent protein serine/threonine kinase regulator activity.
AUGCCACGACAACUACCACAUAAAAUCUCCAAUAAAGAGGAGACUACAAAAUACCAGUCUGGCAAUAUUGUCUCCAGUGAUCAUUACCUAUCCAAAAAGGUUUCUCCAAGUCAACUUUUCCAGUCAAAGAAGAAAGAUGAUAUAGAUUCUAUAAAAGAUGUUUUCAAGAGCUUGAAAAGGAAGACACAGAUUCUGCGGUUUGAAAGAAAUAAUCUAAAGAAAGCAAAAACAUACAACGUGGAACUUGUACGAGUAGCAGCUUCUCCCACCUCAGUUUCAAACCUGGGUAUAUCCAACACGUCUGAAACACAAACUACCAGCAAAGCACCUGCCUUCAAAGAAGUGUUAGUUUUAAUAGAGGAAACUCCUCGGAUAAAGUCAAUCCUUAAGAAGCCACUGAAGAGGUGUAUGACUUGUGAUAAGGUAUCCAAGUUAGAGGAGCCACUAACCUUACUUGAGGAGAUGGACCAUGAUGAUGAACCUGAUAUACAGCCAGUGACAUUUGGGAAGAAGUAUAAACCUGAGGAGUCACCCAUCACUGAAGAUUCAGUACUUGUAAGGCAGAAGGAAAAAAAGUGUACUGCUCAGGCCAUCCCCUUAGGGUCAGAACAGUCAGAGCAGCAUAAAAUAAUUAGUAAUAACCAAAAAUUGUAUACUGAGACACUUAGGUUCCCAACAAAGUCAUCUAUAUUGGAGCAGAAGAAGCACACUGGUGCACAGAAGGCAUCUUUCUCAAUGCCAGUGGUCUCACCAAAGAGUUCUAAUGAAACAUAUAGUAAGGAACUGAUGGCUUUAAAGGAAGGAUGUUCUAAUAACAAGGAGUUCUUUAUAGAGUUAUUUUCUUCAAACAGUUCUACCUGUGAAGAUAAUCCUAUUGAAGAUGUCAGUACUUUUUGCAGGACAUGUGUGUCCCAGAAGUCAUUGAACUUAGGAGAGAAAGAGAAGAGUCACAUCAAAAAUGAUUCCCCCCCAAAUCUGGUGCACUCACAGAAAUAUAACAAUGCACAAGAAGUAAAAUUUUUCAAUAAGUUGUUUGAGAAGAAAGACUCUUCCCCUGAGACAGGAACAAACCAGGAAAGGAUUGUUGCUGAAGAGCAGGUAUUCCUGUUAAACAAAGUUGUAGCUUCUUGUGUGAACACCAGUGAUGAUAAUGAGUCCCUCAUUGAGCAGCCACUGGCCUCUCAGGUGCAUUCAUGCAUUUUGGAGAAGGCCAUUAAGAAAUUUUUCGAUAUACAGGAGAAGUCUAGCACUGAAGAGAUGGCUGUCUUCAAGGAGCAAACCAUAGAUACCAAGGCUCACUUCAAAGACUAUUUGUCCUUGCAGGAGAAUCUCAGAUCUGAGGUAGUGGUUUUCCUGAAGGAUCUGUUAGCCUGUGUGGAAAAUAACAGACCUGGUAAGGAAGUUAUUAUGAAGGAGCCCUUGGCCAUGCAGGAAAAACCCUAUACUAACACAGAGGCUACCAUUUGCACCAAGGCUCACUUCGAAGACGAUUUGGCCUUGCCACAGAAGCUCACACCUGAGGUGGUGAUGUUCCUGAUGGAUAUAUUGGCCUGUCUGCAAAAUACCAGAAAGGAGAAGGAAGUUAUCAUGAGUGAGCCCUUGUCCUUGCAGGAGAAGCCCAACACUAAGACAGAGGCUACCCUGAAUGGAUCUUCGACCUUGAAUAAUUCUAAAAGAAAGCUAGAGACUCCUGCAAAGGAGAUAUUACUUUGGCGGGAAAAGCCAAUAUUUGAGGAAGAUACUCCUGCUGAGUAUUCAGAAGCCGCAGUCUUGGAGGAUCCAGAAGAAGUGGUCUUGCAGGAGGCCUUGGUCGUGGAGGAGCCAUUGGUCUUGCAAGAGAAGACUAUAUAUAAGAUAGAUACUAUCCUGAAGGAAUCAUUGGCCUUAGAAGAGAAUCCCAGCAUUGAGAAGGAAGCCAAUCCUAAGGAGUCCUUGGCCUUUCAUGAUAAACUUAGCAUUAUGAAGUACAAUAUCCUCAAGUACCCAUUAGCCUUUCAGGAAAAGUCCAACAUUGAACCCCCAUUUAAGGACACAUUAACUCUGAAUGAGAAAUGCACUACUUUCAAGGAGUCAUCCUUUAAGCAUCCAUUUUCUAUAGAAGAGAAUCCUACCCAAGAUGCCAUUUUACACAAAAGAAUUUUUAUCUCUCCAGUUGUGAACAGUUCACAUGUGUUUAAAAGUGCCAUUGAAUCCCAAAAAGACAAGGUCAGUGUUUUCAACAUGUCCUCCACUGCCAUCAAGUCCAGUUUAUGGAAAGCUGACGUGCAAAACCUUUUCUCGUCUGUGAGCAGAAUACAGAAUAAGAUUCAGGAAGACAGUGACACAUUAGGAAAAAUUGAAUUGGAAGACCGUGAUCCACUAUUUAACUCUGUUUAUACGAAGAAAAUCUUUAGUUACUUGAAGGAGAGAGAGGAAAAACUUAUACUUCAAAAGUACAUGAAUAGGCAGACUGAGCUCAGUGCCUAUAUGAGGGCCAUUCUUGUGGACUGGUUGGUGGAGGUACAGAUGAACUUGGAGAUGAGUCAUGAGACCCUGUACUUGGCUGUGAAGCUGGUGGAUCACUACCUAAUGAAGGUAUUUUGUACAAAAAGAAGCCUACAGAUCCUUGGAUCCACUGCCCCUUGGAUUGCUGCAAAAUUUGAGGAUCCACACCGUCCUUGUCUGAAUACCUUUCUGUACAUCUGUGCAUAUAAGUAUCAGAAACAUGAGAUGCUUGCUAUGGAAGGCAGGAUCCUGAAAGCCCUUAACUUUGACAUUAACAUUCUCAUCGCCUAUAAUUUUCUACGCCUUUAUGCUUUGCAUCUCCAUGCCAGCAUGAGGACGCUAACUUUGUCCCGCUUCAUCUGUGAGAUGACCCUGCAGGAAUAUGACUACAUCCAAGAGAAGCCUUCCAAAUUAUCUGCUGCUUGCUUCCUCCUUGCCCUCUACAUGAAGAAUCUCAAACACUGGGCUUCUUCACUGGAAGAUUGCAGUGGCUACCAGAUUUCUGAGCUUCACCCCAUGGUCAAGAAGUUAAAUAUGGCAGUGGUUAAAAUUUACCAUUUUCCUCUUAUUGUAAAGUCCUUUUAA